AUGCUCCUUGAUCUAUUGCGGUCUUCCUUUCCUGAUGCGCUCUUACCAGAAUCAUAUGAGGAGUCAAAGUCUUUGGAGUGCGGGUUGGGUUUCAAUUACCAUAAAAUCCAUGCGUGCCCUAACGACUGCAUCUUAUUCUGGAAGGAAUAUGCCACGCUUAAUGAAUGCCAUGUAUGUAAGGCUUCGAGGUGGAUGCCAAAUACACACGGAUCACGCGUCAUACCUCAAAAAGUGUUGGACCAUUUUCCGUUGAAACCGAGAUUGCAGCGUCUCUUUAUGUCUGUGAAGAUAGCAGGUGAUAUCAGAUGGCUUAAAGAGCAUCGAGCAAUAGAAGAUAGUAGUAUGAGACAUCCGGCUGACUCUGAGUCUUGGAAGAAAUUUGAUGAACAUCAUAGUUGGUUCGCUGCGGAUCCUCGCAAUGUUAGGCUCAGACUAGCAAGUGAUGGCUUCACUCCCUUCAACAACUUGGCUAAACCUCAUAGCAUUUGGCCUGUGAUCCUUGUCCCAUAUAACUUGCCGCCAUGGUCAUGCAUGAAAGACCAAUUCUUUAUAAUAUCUCUGAUUAUUCCAGGGCCAAGGUCACCAGGGAAUGAGAUUGAUGUUUACUUGCAACCGUUGUUGGAUGAGUUGCUUGAACUCUGGGAAUAUGGGGUACCUACAUAUGAUGCCUCAAAUAAGGAGACGUUUACGCUGCAUGCUGCAUUGUUGUGGACAAUCAAUGACUUUCCUGCCUACGAGAAUCUCUCUGGCUGGUCAACAAAGGGAAAAUUAGCUUGUCCGUCUUGUAAUGCUGACACAGACUCCAAUUGGUUGAAAUAUGGCCGAAAACAUUAUUAUAUGGGACACCGACAUUUCUCACAGCCAGAUCACAUGUGGAGAAGGAGGAAAGGGUUGUUCAACGGUCAAGAAGAUCAUCGCAUGCCACCAAGGGAUAUGGGAGGAUACGAUAUUCUAACUCAAUUGCAGAUGAUUGGGGAUGUGACGUUUGGCAAAUCUCUUAGGAAGAGAAAACGUACUGCAGAAGAGCUGAAUUGGACAAAGUGCAGCAUAUUCUUCACGUUACCUUACUGGUCAACACUUCGACUUCGGCAUAAUUUAGAUGUUAUGCAUAUUGAGAAGAAUAUUGCCGAGAACGUCUUAUUCACUUUAAUGAACAGUUCAGGAAAAACUAAGGAUAAUAUCAAUUCAAGGCGUGACCUGGAGUUAUUGGGCUAUAGAAAAGAAUUACAUUUGAGGCGUGAAGGUGAUCAUGUAACAAUGCUGCAUGCACUAUACACAUUACAUGGAGAUGAAAGGAAGAAGUUAUGUGAGUGGCUACGCGAUAUCAAAUUUCCAGACGGGUUCUCUUCCAAUAUCUCGAACUGUGUUUCUACACGUGAUAGCAAAAUCACUGGGUUGAAAAGCCACGACUGUCAUGUUUUCCUUCAAAGACUACUCCCAAUUGCUGCAGGGGGGUUUUUAAAAAGUGACAUUGCCUUGGCUUUGACUGAAUUUAGCACUUUCUUCAAAGAGUUGUGCGCUCGCACACUGGAUAAAGUUCGCCCCUUGGGUAUAGCUUCCAAUGUGCAAUUAGAAGAUAAACUCUUUACGGCAGCCAUCUGGGAACACUAUGAGAAAUGUAGGGUGCAACACCCAAACAGCAUCGUGAGCAAGCAUCAAACUGAGUUUGCAACUUGGUUCAAGCACUGUAUCCAGGAACAUCGUACCAAGAAUCCACUUGAAGUGUCCGUUGAUCUGUAUGCGUUGGCUUGCGGGCCUGACCAUUGGGUUGCAUCAUAUGAUGCUUGCAUAAUAAAUGGAAAGCGGUUUCAUACGAAGGAUCGUGAACUUCGCCAGCAUACACAAAAUUCAGGAGUUUUGGUAACUAGGGACGAGGCCACAAAUAACGCAGACUUUUAUGGUUGUCUUAAAAAUAUCAUAGAGUUACGCUACAUGGAGUGGCAUCGGGUGUACCUAUUUGAAUGUGAUUGGUUUGACGUUGGUGAUCGAAAACGAGGGGUAAGGGUGGAUGACCAUAUGAUUAGUGUCAACAUGAGCAGGACUUGGUAUAAGGAUGAACCGUUCAUGUUGGCGAGUCAGGCUGAUCAGUGUUUCUACAUAAGAGAUUUAAGGGUGAAAGGGAAUUGGGGUGUUGUGCAGAACUAUACAAAUAGGAAUGUAUACAACAUUCCGUCCAUGUCGAGGAGUAACGCAGAUAUUAAUGAUGGCGAAUCAAGUACUAAUGAGGCCGAUCAAGAAAAUGAGUCAUCAUAUUAUUAUGAACUAGUGCAGUGUGAUAACUCUGAUCCAGUGUCAACUCCACUGGAUCAGCUUGAUAUACCACCUAGCCAUAUUGAUGCACGGGAAGUCAUGCAUGUGGAUGGUCAAUGCAUAGAUUCAUCCGACUUUAUUAAUGAUGACAUGAUUAAUUCUGGCUCUGAAGAUGCGUGUAGUGAGGAGAAAUAUUCAGAUGAGGAGGACCUAUCCACAGACAAUGAUGUUGGGUCAAAUUUAUAA
This is a messenger RNA of Carya illinoinensis, 2496 nucleotides long. RefSeq lists its product as uncharacterized. The record is from RefSeq and is a predicted model, not a curated record. The coding region runs from base 1 to 2496 and encodes 831 amino acids. The transcript has 4 exons. Lineage: Eukaryota; Viridiplantae; Streptophyta; Magnoliopsida; Fagales; Juglandaceae.